UUGUAUUGAAUGAGAAACCCCACUACACAGUAGAAUAUAUGUUACUCUUGAUACACAUUGGUGCUGUAGAUUUAUGCAGGGUCGUCUCAGUUUUUUUUUACAUCACCAGGAAACCUAUACUUGGAUUAACGUCAUAAACGACCAUUUUGAAAAUUCAACUUGAUCAGAACAAUCAAACUGCGAAAAUUUCAGUCUGAUACUUGAGCAGUACAAGGAGUACGAAGAUGUCGCCCUCAGUGUUUACCAUAGCUUCAGUCCUUGUUGUGAUAUAUGUGUUGUGCCCAGUGUCCGCGAUCUACGUCAACAACUGCAUGCGGAACAACCCUGACAAUAUCCUCCACGUCAGAGAGGCUAACACAAAUCCUUCGAAUAUUGUCGCCCCUGGCAACUUGUUGGUGAACGGAAACUUUGACAUUCUUCAUAAUGUCACUAGCGAGCUAGAGCUUUCUGUGGUUGUUAAGAAGAAAAUUUGGUUCGUCUGGGUAACAGCACAUCGGAGUACUCACCGUUUGUGUGACUUGUUAAACACGGAGUUCCUGGAAGUAGACGGAACGACAGCUUGCCCUUCCCAGUUGGCGAGUGCUGGCAUACCGUGCCGAUGUCCCUUCACCCAGGGCCGAUACACACUGCCAUUGUCCUCCUUUAACGUCAUCAAACCAGACGGUGUUCCUUAUGGAAGGUACUGGGUCAAGGCACGUUUGAGAGACCAAGACACAGGCGACUUAAAGGCUUGCUACGCUGUGGAUUUCCGCUUAUCGCGCAACUGACCUGUCCUUUAUUUUUUUUUCAGUUGAAAAUUAUUAAUAUUUUGUAUGUUGUAAUUUUUUUGUCUUGUGUUUAAAUGCAAAAUUUACUAAUUUAUCAUUUGUCGUGUUUAUUUAUAUAUUCUAUAGUAUCUGUAACAACAGCGAAAACAGCUGACACAAAACGAAAUUUCAUCUUCAAAUUGAUAGGCGUAGAGAAAGAUUAAUUGGAAAUUUAACUUAAGUGUUUUACAGGGAACUAUAUCGGUAUAUGGUCAAUAUUUUGUAGCUAAUAUACAUAUUGUACUAGUAAGCAGAUAAAAUGAUAACAAAUGACUAACACAUUACAGGUCCAGUCCCCUGUAUGUAAAUAUGUAUAUAUAUGUAUAUAUUCAUAUGCAUGAUUUGCACGAUUUUCAAAAAUUUAAUCAAAUACAAUAAAUAUUAGUCUUAUGAUAAAAGCCAAAAGUCAGCAACUUUAUUUUCACAACCGUGAACAAGCUAAAUCUUUUCUUUUGAAAUUCAAUGCACGUCUGCCUUAAAGCAAAUGAAAAUCUAUGCAGAACUACAUAAAUCAACCAGUCCAAAGUAUUAUUCUGUAGCUAGUGUACAAAAACAUUGAAUUAUUUUCAAGACUAUAACAGGAAUAAUGUAUCAAAGACAGUUCAAUAUAGAUGCAGAUUUUGUAUUGAUUUGACUCGGUUUUCAGUAUAAAAUCUCCGUGAUUUGUUCGUAUUGUUGCAAACUAAUUAAAACGUACCAAAUUUACAUAUGUUGUCUACAUAAAGAACAUCUCUUUUCACUAUCAAAACUUUCGAGUAGAUGUCCAGUUAUCAAACCUUAUUUAAUAAAAGUAUUUAAUCAGAAUCCUUUUGUACAAAAAAUAUUAAACGUGCCAUCUUAGGUUUCUAAAUAUUAAAGCAAGCGUCAAUUGGAGGACAAUCCUCUAGGUGGAUUUCGGGAAAGACAAUCCUUUAAGUCGAUUUAGGGAAAUACAAUCCUUUAAGUUGAUUUAGGGAAAGACAAUCAUCUAAGUGGAUUUAGGGAGACAGUCCUCUAAGUGGAUAUCGAGCGUUGACAUUCAUUUAUGUAAAACCUUUAAAUGUUAAAGUCACAAAUAUAGAUAUUACAAUCUUAGCUCACUGCAGCAGAGACAGAAUACAACUUGUCCUAUAUACACGGUAAUUGUUUACGUUUGUGGGUUAUGUGCCGUCAGGAUAUACAUGUUAGUAUGUGGCAUAUCUAAGAUGUCUUGUCUAAUGCAAUAACAUAGCUUACACAGCUUCAUGAAUAGAAGGUUGCUUUGCCAGAUUCUGUGAUGGAAAUUCCAAAACAAUAAGAAGAAUGCCAUUAUCUUUGCACAGCUUCCUCUGACAGUUAUUAGCUAGUUGGGCAGAGACUAAUUAGCUAAAUGAGGAACACAUUUGGUGAAAUUUUAAUCAUCUUUUUUCCCCAACAAACUUACCAUAAUUUGAUCGUUUUUAUUUUGCAAUCCAUUCUAAGUUUCGUUUUGAUGUUAAUUCUAGACAGUGUUUACAGAAAUAUUUGUUUCGUUUAAGUUAAGAUUAGAUUGAGAUAUACAUCUAAAAAGCUUAACAAUAAAGCAAGGAAAGAAUAUAUCUUAUGCCGGACAAUUCAAUGUUAACACACAUAUUUAUUAAACACCAUCAUUUACAAUAACAACUAUGAAGUUCAAAUCACUGCAGGAACGUGUACAGAUCAAUUUUAUUUAAAAAACAAUGAAAAUAACGAUAAGAUAUAGUUUUGAUUAAAUGUUAGUCUUAUUACAUGGAUUGCACGACUGAUAGCACAAAUACAUCUCAUCAGUUAGUUCCUAUAAUAAAAAAUACCAUGUUGUUAUGUGUGAUCGUAAUUGCCAUGGCUCUUGUCAGCACAUGUUAAGGUCAUACGAGUGUAUUGAUAAACGGAAGUAGGAAGUACAUCUCUAGUGUUGAAAAUCCAAUGUAGGGAGACAGUAUC
Molecule: messenger RNA, 2723 nt
Organism: Mizuhopecten yessoensis (Yesso scallop)
Lineage: Eukaryota; Metazoa; Mollusca; Bivalvia; Pectinida; Pectinidae
Product: ganglioside GM2 activator-like
Exons: 5
Coding region: 225-767 (180 amino acids)
Biological process (GO): ganglioside catabolic process; lipid transport
Cellular component (GO): cytoplasmic side of plasma membrane
Molecular function (GO): lipid carrier activity; enzyme activator activity
Source: RefSeq, a predicted model, not a curated record